Trichobilharzia regenti is the source of this 5547-nucleotide messenger RNA. The record is from the annotation of a GenBank genome assembly. NCBI's taxonomy places the organism in Eukaryota, Metazoa, Platyhelminthes, Trematoda, Strigeidida, Schistosomatidae.
AUGGAUAAUUUUUUGUCUUCUCUGACUAAGUCUGUAUCAGAUGCUUGUCAAAGUGCCGGUAGUAUUGACAUUGAAAGUCUGAUAGAUGAAUUCGAAGCUACAAGUACCAACUUAGCCAGACCUCUCUUCACUAGUGAAAACGACAAGUGUAAUAUCACAGAUUUGGCGACUGCAACAUCAAAUAGUUUUUGUACCAGCCGUGAAAUUAUUGGGACGCCAGAGAUAGCGCUAAAACUCUCGAAGUACCCAAAAACGAUCAAGUUUGUUUACCCUUCAGAAGAUGAGAUUAAGACUGAACAGCUUGGUGCUCCACAUAUGUCAGUUCCCAAGUCAUCAAAUCAAGCUAAGGAUGCCCGUAGUCCAGACUUCGAUGAUAGCUUCACCAGUUUGGAUCUGACCCAAAUCAUGAAUGUAUCUGAAAUGAAUAAUCACAAAAGUUCUACGUCACUUCUGAUUGCUGACCAAACGAUUUCAGAUUUGUCACAGCCAUUGAUGGUUGCUGAAAAGACUUCACUUCUCUCCGACUUGACGAACAUUCGAAGUGAAUUCAAAACCCCAGUUAGUUUUAAGGUCCCCGGAGAAAGCUCAUCCCAAUCACCCAUUAAGAAUGACUUGAAUAAAUGCGAAUCAUUGCUAAGUAACUCAGGUGAUUCGUCUUAUUUAAAUAAACUAGUGGCAGAUCCUCUUUGCAAGAAUGUUUCAACAAAUUUGGAAGACAAUCCUACCGACGUUUCCACAAACAAACAAAUGAUCGGCAUUGAAAUUUCCCAACAAUCUACAUCAACAAUUCAAGGAGUCGAAUAUGGUACUACAUUCGUUAACUCCGACCGUACAUCGGAUAAAAAUCCAUAUUUUACCGGCUUCAAGACUGGUAAGGGAGAUUCAGUGUCCUUGUCGAGUGCAUCAUCACGGAAGAUUGCUCAAUCACUUGUUGAUUCGUUGGAUGUUGUUGACGAUGGAGUUGUUGUGGGAGGUGGUAAGAAUUCUGAUAUCCGUGAUAGUUGUUUCACUGGAUUCAAGACUGGUAAGGGAGAUUCAGUGUCCUUGUCGAGUGCAUCAUCACGGAAGAUUGCUCAAUCACUUGUUGAUUCGUUGGAUGUUGUUGACGAUGGAGUUGUUGUGGGAGGUGGUAAGAAUUCUGAUAUCCGUGAUAGUUGUUUCACUGGAUUCAAGACUGGUAAGGGAGAUUCAGUGUCCUUGUCGAGUGCAUCAUCACGGAAGAUUGCUCAAUCACUUGUUGAUUCGUUGGAUGUUGUUGACGAUGGAGUUGUUGUGGGAGGUGGUAAGAAUUCUGAUAUCCGUGAUAGUUGUUUCACUGGAUUCAAGACUGGUAAGGGAGAUUCAGUGUCCUUGUCGAGUGCAUCAUCACGGAAGAUUGCUCAAUCACUUGUUGAUUCGUUGGAUGUUGUUGACGAUGGAGUUGUUGUGGGAGGUGGUAAGAAUUCUGAUAUCCGUGAUAGUUGUUUCACUGGAUUCAAGACUGGUAAGGGAGAUUCAGUGUCCUUGUCGAGUGCAUCAUCACGGAAGAUUGCUCAAUCACUUGUUGAUUCGUUGGAUGUUGUUGACGAUGGAGUUGUUGUGGGAGGUGGUAAGAAUUCUGAUAUCCGUGAUAGUUGUUUCACUGGAUUCAAGACUGGUAAGGGGGAUUCAGUCUCUUUAUCGAUUGCAUCCUCGGAUAAUUCGGCCCAGUGUCAUGUGGAUUCGUUCCUGAUUUCUGACGAUACGAAAAGUGGAGGAAGUUGUUCGAAGUCGAGCAUUGUUCAUCCAUGUAAUACUGCGAAUACUGGGCCUUCCUGUGUAAAUAGUGAUAAAUAUGAUGUUGCUAAAGGAAUUCCUUCUUCGGCAUUGUCUACCAAUGAAAUUGAUUUGUUAGAUGGAUGCUACUUUGACACUCAAUUCGACAUUUCAUGUGAACUAUCAAAGGAUGGAUCGCAAAUAAUCGAAAUAGACAUGGAAUUAGAAGUGGAUCGCCAAAAUGCACGAACUGACCAGCAGAAUCUUAUAGCAAAUAAACAGUCAGUCAUUGCAUCCAAUGAAAAUGCCUGUGUUUCCGGACCUGCCUUGCCUAAAUUGCGACCAUGUGGACUUCUAUGGGGUAUACGUAGACAACACAACGAUAAUAAUAAUAAUAAUAAUAAUAAUAAUAAUAAUAAUAAUAAUAGUUCUUUGAGUACUUCAAACAGGCAAUCAUUCUUAAAGUGGAAUUCUCUCCUUAGUAACCAAAAGCCAUGUACUUCUGGGAUUCGUUUACCAAAAUAUAUAAGGUGCUCAGAAGAUGCAACUAAAUGGUCUCUACAGACAGCAGACAAACUCUACUGGCUUUGGGAUAUGAAGUAUGCUGUAGAUGCAGGAUCCAUAGAUACUAUUCCUGUGGAUUAUAAAUAUAAUAAUUUUACCCUAAUUCCUGAUAAAUUAGGACGUGUCGGUAAACAAGAAAUUUUAAACGCAUUUUUGAGUUGUCCUGAAAUUUGUUCAAAUCUUAUAUCGUAUGGAUGGAUUGAAAAUCAUUAUUUACAAAUAAUGUGGAAAAUUGGCAGUAUUGCUUUACUUUAUAAUCAUUUAUGCACAACAGUACUCAGUGAUUAUUGUACACCUAGUCGUGUUUUAGAUGAGUUACGCUAUCGUUAUGAUCGUGAAAUUGAAGGUUGUCAGAGGUCAGCUCUUCGAAAAGUUAUCGAACAAGAUGAUACUGCAGCACGACGCUUAAUACUGACUGUCAGUUAUUUGGAUAUUUCGGAGAACUGUGUAAAGGCUCGCUUGACAGAUGGUUGGUAUCAAAUAUUAUGGAAUCCAGAUCCAAUGUUAAUCGCUCUUAUUAAAUCUGGAAAAAUUCGUGUUGGUUCCAAGCUUGUUACAGCGAAUGCUGAAUUAAUUAUAACCAACCCGUCGGGUGGUGGUAAUAGUCGAACCAAACGGAAAUUUUCUUCUGGUGAUGCAUCAUUGCAUGAUGAAUUCAGACACCUAUACGGAGAUCAUGGUUCAGCUGUUGGAAUGUCAUUAAAACUACAUGGAAAUUCUACACGACCUGUAACCUGGUAUUCAAGUCUUGGCUUCUCUGUGAAACAGCCCAAUUCAGGUUGUGGUAUGUAUCCGGUACCUUUGUGCACUCUUAGUCCUGAUGGAGGAUUGUGCAGUUCAAUUCGUGUAGUAAUUCAACGUCGAUAUUCCUUACAGUAUAUGGAAACAAUAGAAAUUUCAGAACAGAAUACAGAUGCUUCAACUACCUUAUCACGCACAAAUUCUGGUACAGAUGAAUCACUUGGCAAGUUUCGACGACGUCGAAUUUUCCGCAGUGAACGAGCUGAAGAGGCAGAAGUUAGAGCACAUGAAAUUUUAAGGCGUCAAGUGAUAGAUACCGCUCUAGACAAACUUGUAUUCAGUGAUCCAGGUAAACGUCGAAUUCAGCCUACACGUGAACAACUCAUCGCUUUGGGAAAUGAUGGAGAAGCAUUACUCCACAUGAUUCUAAAUGCUCCAGACUCAGCUGAGGCGGAAUCAAAUCUGACCGUUCUACAACGUGAUGCUAUACAACGUUAUAAAGAGUCUGUUAUUCAUGAUGCAGUAGCUGAAAGUGUCCCAUCUAGACAGGUCACACCUCUUCUGCGUUUAAGAGUUUUAGGUCUUCAUCCAAAAGAUAUCGCCAGUAAUUACGGCGCUUCUAUAACUUUAUGGAGUCCAACAGAUGAAAUGUUGUCAAUUUUAAAAGAAGGAGAAGUUGUUGAAUUUUAUCGUUUACAAGUGUCUACUACACGUGUUAAUGAUCCAUUUGCAUCAGUUCCACCAAAUUCAGGAUUUGUUAAACCUAUCGGAAUCAAUAUUCCUCAUGGUUUUGUAUUGAGCUUGUCUGGAGGACGUACAACACGUAUCUUUUCAUUAGGUCAUAUAUCCAAGUUGAAAGCAGUUAUACCUAACGAUACAACAACUACUUGUGUAUAUAAACCAAGAAUUGCAUUAAGUGUUUCUGAUGUUCAUCGAAUCGCUUUGGAACAAGAUGAAACACUAUUAAAUUCAUAUAACAAAGGAAAUAUUGAAGUUGAUAUGCGUUGUUUAAUUAUAGCAGUGUAUCAUACGUCGAAUAAACCGUCUGUCUUUCGUAAAGAUCAAUCUAGCACUGUUAAACUAGGUGAUACUAAUGCUAUCAAAUUUCCUAGCUCUGAUGUUGAUUGUGUAUAUACAACUGAUGUGAUCUGUGGAUCGGAAAUGUGUUUAUCUGUGAUCAAAUUUUGGGAUGGUUUACAAACUCUUCAUCUAACCGACAUUGUUCAAGUUGGUCGUGUAUUAUCUUUCACUGACUUACAAAUACGUCGAUGUCAAACAAUCAAUACUGUGUCUAGAAUGAAUCAACCGACACGUACAAUCCCUCUUACUACUUUGAAUUAUACUUCUGCAAGUAAUGUUACCUCUGAGAAAGCUACUAUUCGACGUUCCGGUCCAAUGACAUCAACUAAUGAGACUGAUCCUGCUACUGUUUCAUAUCUUCAACAAGUUGUCAAAGACUAUUUAUGCUCAAAAUCAGGCUAUAAUCCAAAUCUUCACAUAUCUGAUUCGCCUUUAAAUCAGACAAAAUCUGUUCCACUAUUCUUGACAAAUAAUACACCAAAUUCUACAGGUAUUGGUUUAUCUGCUUUGUUACGAGGCUCCCCAUCUGGUCGUAUGCAUUCAACUCCGUUAAGUAGUAAUACUCCGAAAAGGCCUAUUCUUCCCCUUCAUGAUGAUUACUUACUACCUUCGAAAUCAGUUUGUGAAUCGCCAAAUAAAUCGGUGCUGAGACAAGGUCUACCAUUGAAAGAACAAAAUUUUACUCCGAUUAAAAGAUUUACUCCAACGAAUGAAUUUCAACCACAGAAACAGCAAAGUUGUGAAUCGCCAAUACAAAAUACUUCUACCAAUAGUCCCUACGUUCGAACUUUACCAAAUCGAAGUGCAUCGCGUACAGGACUUUCACGGAAGACACGUUCUCGUUCAAGCUUAGUUGGACCAUCAAAUUCUCUAUCCUCCAUAUCAGCAUCAGUUGUACCAGAUAAAAAGACUGUCAACGAUGAUGAUAAACAAUUUGAAAGUGUUCAGGUCACAAAAUCACCGCCUCCAAGUAUUCCUCCAAUGCCUAUUGCUGUUGAUGAUUUAUGCGUUACACCUGAACCAAAAGCUAAACGUUGUCGUAGUUCACAGCCUUGUGACAAUAAUAAUGAUAAUAAUAAUAAUAAAGAUGAAAAUCCAGAUGGUAAGGAGAAUUUAGUGUCAAUCCCAUCGCCUAAGGAUAUUUUAAGUUCGUCAGAUUCAGAAGAUAAAGACAUAUCUCCCUCGAAUUCUUUUAAAUUACAAUCAUCUUUCAAUCUAAAUGAUUCUCCGAUGUUUUCAAGUUCUCAGUUUGAAAAUGAUUCAUUUGAUAGUUCAGAUUUAAGUAUAGCAGAUCUAGUGAAAACUCGUCAACGUCGUCAAGCAAGUAGAACACCUCAAGCGAUGUCUACACCACCGACACCAAAAACACCCAUCAGUCCAUUACUACCAUCUAAUCGUCGUUUAUCAUUGAAAAGAGUUUCAAAAUGA